Metopolophium dirhodum (rose-grain aphid) is the source of this 1898-nucleotide messenger RNA. RefSeq names its product ninjurin-A-like. NCBI's taxonomy places the organism in Eukaryota, Metazoa, Arthropoda, Insecta, Hemiptera, Aphididae. The record is from RefSeq and is a predicted model, not a curated record. The coding region runs from base 581 to 1042 and encodes 153 amino acids. The transcript is spliced from 3 exons. Gene Ontology annotation, biological process: tissue regeneration; cell adhesion. Gene Ontology annotation, cellular component: membrane.
UAUAAGGUACUAUAUUAUAUUGCGGUACCUAUAUAUACCUAAUAAAUACGUUUUUAAAACAUUUUCAUAGCAUAAUACGUUGACGAUAUCGAUUAAACACCGAGCGCGAGGUUAAAAAUGGUGAAAAAAAGUUUCGGUUAUAACGCGAUGUAGAUAUAAGUACGAGUGUGCGUCUCAUAAUUGCGAUCGGCGACCUACCAUAUUAUUAUGGCAUAUAAGCUGUUUACCGAUUGUCUGACGGUGUGUGCGCUACAGCCUACAGGUGUGUGGUUACAGCGGAAGUGAUCUUCAACCUUAUACAACCCGCUUACUGCCUAAAGUCGUGUAUUUGUUGAGACCAUGUUUCAAAAAAAAAUCUGAUUAUAUAUAUAUAAUAUGAAAAACGGACAAAUUACCUAUUAAUUGAUUUAUAGUAAUUAUACUACCUGUUAUAUAUUAUUAUCUCGUGUUCAUUUUAUUUGCUUCGUACGGAUGUCAAAUGAAAAUACAAAUUUAAAUAACACAUAUUUUUUCAAACUAUUCAAAUUGCCUACCUACCUAUAUCGCGACCACUCGGCCGGCUAUAGAGCAUCGGACAACCAUGGCGAUACCUUCGGAUGUGCCGCCAGUGGAUCUGAAUAAGGAACAGCAGCAACUGGCCAAACCAUUAGACGUCAACAGGUAUGCAACCAAAAAAACCAUUGCUCAGGGGAUGUUGGAUAUCGCCUUAUUGACGGCCAACGCAAACCAACUGAAAUACAUACUCCAAGUGGGCGAGAAGCACGAGUUCUACAAGCCUCUAUUGGUACUGAUAGCUACGUCUAUAUUUUUACAAGUGUUCAUGGGAAUGAUAUUUCUAUCACUAAACCUGCUUCGGGACUGUCGUUUCCAUUUGAUCGAGUACAAGACGUCGUCGCUGUUCAUCAACCAAGUGCCGGUCGUGUGCACGUUUAUGGUGUUCACGAUCAACAUAAUAAUAGGAGCUUUCGAUUCCGGGCUAGCCAGCAUCGUACCGACAUCAACGUUCAACGCGCCGUCCAUCCCGCCCAUCGGGUCAAAUUGACAUAUUAUGUAUAGAAAAAUAAAAAUUGACAAACAAUAUACAAUACAAUAUUAUACUACACAUGUAUCUAUCUAUUAGACAUGUAGACGAAAUAAAUUUGAUUUAAUUAAUAUGUUUUCCCAAGUUCAUCACAAGGUUUAUAACCUAACCUAACAAUAAAAUUGUAAGAAAUGGUGACCGUGGUACCGACUCAUAGUAAUAUUAGGUACUCUAUGUACCGACUAGACCAUUAUAUUAUUGAAUUACGGGUGGGUCACUGGGUUUAUGUGUGGACCGUCGACACGUAGUUAUAUAACUAUAUUAUAUUAUAUAUUAUACUUAGAUUUCGAAAAAUACUAUAUACAAAUACAAUACAUUAGGUACUUUAAUGCUAAUAUUAUUAUUAUUUGGGAACAUAUAAAUCGAGAAAUGUUCAAAUAGUAACGUAAUUUUGUAUGAAAAUUAUUGUUUAGAAUAGGAAUCUAUUGAGGAAUGAUAUUGAAAAAUAAUUAUACAUAAGAAGAAAUGAUACAUUUAAAGAAUAAUAUAGGUAUUUUGAAUAAUUUUUCGGAAAUAGUUUUAGUUUUUUAUUUUAAAGAAAGUCUAAAACAGUGAAAUAAUAACCCAGAAUCGUAUCAUUCCAUGAAAAUACUAAUAUUCUAACAUAAUUUUCCUGGUAAAUAUUUCUCAACUUAUGAAGUCCGUCUUUUAUUUUUGGCCGAGAAAAACUUUCGGUUUACUUGUACACAUACCUACAUUCUAAAUAGGUUGGUACAUUUAUUGUUCUAUUACGGACUACGGUAUUACUGCUGCAGAUAUAGAUAUAAUUAUAUAAAUUAUGUAAUAUACUGGUAAACUAUGUGUUCUGUUUUAUACA